UUUUUAUACAGGUAGUUCGUCGAAAUCAGGAGAGUUCGUAUAAAUGUUGAGGCGAUUGUUGUUAGUACUUUAUUUAUUGUAAAGUCAUUGGGAGAAGAAUAACUCUGUGAAUUUUAAAGAAAUAUUUUUUUAAAAAGUAAUGAAGAUUCGUAUUAACAAAAUAUAGUUAUAUUAUUGUUGUGUUAGGUUAAAAUUUAUUGGUUUUGUGUUGUUUUUGUUAUUGUUUUACAGUGCAGUGAGUUAUUCUUAGUAAAUAAAUACCAAAAUGUUGUUGAGUGGGAUGAAAUAAUGUUAACAUCAAAAUAUAAAUGCAUACAGAAACAAAAGAACUGUUUCACUCAUGACUGUGCAGCUAGUGAAUGAAAACCAUGUUAAACACUUGGACCUGGAGAUAUUUGGAAAAACUGUUUCCCUUGUGGAAGUUCUUGAAGAAGUAUGAUGGAAAUACUGCAGUGUGCGAUGUUGUUGCUGGUAUAACAGUGGGACUUACUUUGAUACCUCAGUGUAUAGCGUAUGCCUCAUUGGCUGGUCUAGAUCCACAAUAUGGCCUGUAUUCCUCACUGUGCGGAGGCAUCAUUUACGCCGUCUUCGGCACCAUCCCUGAACUAAACAUAGCACCCACGGCCCUCUUGUCAUUACUCACCUACCAGUACACUCACAACGUCACUUUUGGCAACGUCAAAGCCGCCGUAAUGUUGACGUUUUUCGCCGGCAUUUUCGAACUCUUCAGCGGAAUCCUGCAUUUAGGUUUUUUGGUUGAUUUUGUAUCUUUACCUGUUGUAUCAGCUUUUACGUCCGCGGGGGCCAUUACUAUAGCGACGUCGCAAGUAAAAAACCUUUUUGGACUGAAAUUUACGGCAGAGAGUUUUGUGGAUGUGUGGAAACAAUUUUUUAUACAUAUUGGUGAAGUAAAACUGUGGGAUACGCUUCUAGGAUUUGUUUGUAUCACAAUUUUGCUUCUGAUGCGAAAAUUGAAAGACUAUGGAGUGCCUCCAAUUAAGACUACAAGUCCAGAAAAACAAGCUGCGACUUAUAAAAAAUGUAUUUGGUUCGUUUCAGUGGGAAGAAACGCAAUGGUGGUCAUUUCCUGUGCAGUUUUAGCCUUUAUUUUUAAGUAUCAUGACCAUAAACCUUUUGCACUUACCUCAAAAGUUCCUUCUGGGUUUCCCAAUAUUUCCAUACCUCUAAAGCCAGUGGAAACCAUCAAUGGUACCAAUGGUACUAGUAUACCUCAAAUGAUAUCAGAACUUGGAUACGGACUGGUUGUUAUACCGUUUGUUGCCAUUUUGGCGAAUGUGGGAAUAGCCAAAGCAUUCGCUCGUGGCAAUGUUGUUGACGCAUCACAAGAAAUGAUAGCAGUGGGACUAUGCAAUAUUUUUGGAUCAUUCUUUGGCUCGUAUCCAGUGAAUGCUUCCUUUUCCAGGGCGGCUGUUAGCAGUGCCAGUGGUGUUAGGACACCUGUAUCAGGAAUAUACACCGGUAUUAUGGUAAUAAUGGCAUUCACAUUUCUUACCCCAUAUUUCUCCUACAUUCCAAAAGCAACUCUAGCCGCUGUGAUAAUUUGUGCUGUUGUGUUUAUGGUAGAAAUCACAAUAGCAAAAUCCAUCUGGUAUAUAAACAAACUAGAUUUAAUACCAUUCAUAAUUACUUUUGUCUCUUGUUUGUUAAUUGGGAUUGAGCUUGGUAUAUUAAUUGGAAUUCUAGUUGAAAUAUGCAAACUAAUGUACUUCACAGCCAGACCAAAAAUCCUCACAUCUAAAAAGAUUACAGGAAACAAAACAUACUUGAAAAUGGUUUUAACAUCUUCAGUAUUUUUUUCAUCCGCUGAACAUAUAAGAGAAAAAAUCGUUCAGUACGCUACAAGUACCAAAUCCAACGUCAGUAUAGUUCUCGUAGAUUGUACUAAUGUUAUUUCUUUGGACUACACUGCUGGAAAGUGUUUUUCCUUGAUUGCUGACGACCUACAAAAGAAAGGAACAUCAGUAGCCUUUCUUGUAUCCCGUGACAGAAUUAUAAAGACUUUAGAAAAUUGCGGUAACAAGAAUUUCACAAUUUUUCAAACGGAAUAUGAUUUUGAGCAGAAUUUAAACGGGAAAAAUGAAGGACUACACAACGAUAUUGAAUCGGUAACUACACAGAUGUAACAUGUUCCUUGAUGACUCCAAACUACUAGGAUUUAUAAAAUAAGUCCUGUUUUAUUCAUUGUUUUUAUUUAUUAAACAAAUAAAGUGAUAUUAGAUGGAAAAAUAUGGAAUUUUAUUUUCGUGAAUCAGUUCAUAUAUGUUAAAAAAUGGUGUUAUGUGAGCAAUCAUGGGGAACAACUAUAUAUUUAAGGCUGAUUGACUUUGAAAAGGUUUACAUUAAGCUGAGAGAAGUCUUGUGUUCACGUGGGAUUUUGUUUGGAACGCCCAGUGUUGAAUCCUCCUCGCACAUAAAUACAGGGAGAUGACUUUCUCCUUGCCAAUAU
Sitophilus oryzae (rice weevil) is the source of this 2467-nucleotide messenger RNA. Its product is annotated as sodium-independent sulfate anion transporter-like. The record is from RefSeq and is a predicted model, not a curated record. The coding region runs from base 360 to 2144 and encodes 594 amino acids. The transcript is spliced from 14 exons. NCBI's taxonomy places the organism in Eukaryota, Metazoa, Arthropoda, Insecta, Coleoptera, Curculionidae. Gene Ontology annotation, biological process: transmembrane transport. Gene Ontology annotation, cellular component: membrane. Gene Ontology annotation, molecular function: sulfate transmembrane transporter activity.